This is a messenger RNA of Toxorhynchites rutilus septentrionalis, 2586 nucleotides long. RefSeq names its product fringe glycosyltransferase. Gene Ontology annotation, biological process: regulation of Notch signaling pathway. The record is from RefSeq and is a predicted model, not a curated record. The transcript is spliced from 8 exons. Gene Ontology annotation, cellular component: membrane. Bases 726 to 1964 code for a protein of 412 amino acids. Lineage: Eukaryota; Metazoa; Arthropoda; Insecta; Diptera; Culicidae. Gene Ontology annotation, molecular function: O-fucosylpeptide 3-beta-N-acetylglucosaminyltransferase activity.
GCUCGCGCGGUGGUCUUUCGGCUCGCGCUUCGUCAGUCUCGGUUGGACGUUGUUUGCGUGAGGAGGUUUGUUUGUGAGAUCGAUCGCUCGGGACACUCCUCCGGUGGGUUCGCUCGAUUGAACGGUUUUCCGCUCUAAAGUGUAUCAACCGGUGCAAAGGCGCGCGUUCGUUUGUUGAUAAGCACCUGCGGCGGUCUGGCGAUCUGAUCUGAUAUUGUGUGUUCGGUGUUAAGGUGUGAACGUUUUCCGCGUAGAUUCGGCGCGGAAGUAUCAGUGCACGAUAUUCUGAUGGUGUGUUUACGGGGUUUGGUUUGUUUACAUUCGCGCAGCUAACGCCUGAUGCGGUGCGUUUUAAGCGCUUGGUGGUGAAGCAAAACAACAAACAAAUCCGAGCUCGAAGAUGCGUUUGAUGUUAUCACACGGGAGAAGGAUUUAUCCCAAUUGAAUGAAGCUGCGUCUCUGUGUGUAUGUGAUUAGUGAUUAGUGUUUAUCAAUGAUGAUAUAUUAUUGAAUCUGGUUAAAGAAACCUGUGUGUUUUUGAAGAGUGUGAUUGUGGGGAAGCAUUCCCAAACACCAAGGUCAUCAAAUUUGGAUUAACUUGUGUGAAAUCUCCAAGGACCUCGGCUGGAAGUACCACUCUGGCUGCCACAAUCGCCCCGCUCCUCGCUGCUGCACGCCAAAAUGCUACUGUCCCUGUGGAGGACGGGCAGCACGAAGCAGCUUCUAUGAGGUGUCUUAGGAAGAAGAUGAGCCAGGUCUUCUCGCUGACCCAUCGAUAUAAAAGGACUCUGCAGGCAAUGGCGGUCGGUACCUUCGUGAUUUACAUGACACUGGUUCUGUACCAGAAUGUCUACGGCUACAGCAGUGGUGGCAACAGUGUUCAGGAACUUCAGUACAACUCGGUGGAUUCCCAAACAGCUCAAGAUGUGAUAAGCAAGCGAGAUAGCAGUGCAAACAGUGCAAACGGAAACAAAAAUAACGUGAUCGAUAGUGCUAGCCCUAGUGUAGUAGGUCAGAGUGCGGUCCGUAGCAGGGCAGGUCUUCCCCAUAUCUCCUCAUAUCCCACGCGUUUCGACAAGAGCUACUACGAUUACCAGAUGGGGCAGCUCUCGGUGACGGGAACACCGAAGCCUCCCACAACCGAGCUCGAUGAUCUGCUGAUCAGCGUCAAGACGACCAAGGGCUACCACGACACCCGGCUGGAAAUGAUCAUCAAAACGUGGUACCAGCUGGCCAAAGAACAGACGUGGUUUUUUACCGACACCGACGAUCAGCACUAUCAAAAGAUGACGAAUGGACACAUGGUCAACACGAACUGCUCGCAGGGACACUUCCGUAAGGCGCUCUGCUGCAAGAUGGGACGGGAGUUCGAGUUUUUUCUCGAUAGUGCAAAAAAAUGGUGGUGUCACUUCGACGACGACAACUACGUGAAUGUGCCCCGGCUGGUGCGGCUUCUGGACGAGUACAGUCCCACACAGGACUGGUACCUCGGGAAACCGAGCAUUUCUUCACCGCUGGAGAUCUUCCUAGAUAAUACCAAAUCGUCAACGGAGGUGAACAAGAAGGUUACCUUCUGGUUCGCAACCGGUGGUGCCGGGUUCUGCAUAAGUAGGGCGCUCGCACUGAAGAUGCUGCCGAUCGCCGGUAGCGGCAAGUUCGUGGCCAUAGGCGAUAAGAUUCGCUUCCCCGAUGACGUCACCAUGGGUUUCAUCAUCGAACACAUCCUUAACGUUCCUCUCACCGUGGUGGAUGCGUUUCACUCCCACCUGGAGCCAAUGGAAUUCAUCCGACCGGAAACCUUCCACGAUCAGGUAUCCUUCAGUUACGCACGCAUGAAGAACGAGUGGAACGUUGUGAAGGUGGACGGCUUCGAUCUGAAGACGGAUCCGAAGCGGAUCUAUUCUCUGCACUGCCAUCUCUAUCCGUUCUUCAGCAUAUGUCCGAAAACGAUCAAGCGAAGAUGAUGAUGAGCCCCAUCCCAUAUAGCUAAGUAGCGCAUAACCAAAAGUCGUUUGUGAGAAGCACCAGCCCACGAUAUAGAGUGACAAAAUGGGAGCAACAAUUUGUUCGUUUUUCGCGUUGUGUCAGGCGAAAAAAGAAAACUACAAUGUGUCUGUGAUUGAAUCUUUAAGUUUGUAGAGUAGCGUGUGUAAUGGAGAAAUUUUAUAACAAUUGAAGCACGCAAAGCAAAGGGGAUAUGAACCUGCGUAGAAUCAUCUAGUCCUUACUUAAAACAAGUAUAAAUGAAGGGAAAAGUGCAGCUUAAAUGGAAUGACAAUUAUUGAGAUAGGUGCAAACAGAGGAAUCCAUCUUGGAUAGCUUGAAAAUUGAGUUCUUCCUUUAUCGAGUAGUAACUAAACUGUGGAAAGCUAGAUGUUGUAAAUAUGUUUUAAGACGUAAAUCUACUCCCGAAACGAUGUGCUCUAAUAAAUGUGUAAUGAAUGGUAGCUAUCGUAGAAAUAAUCUUGUGAAUAGGAAAAAAAAAAGCCACGAUGUAAAAAACUGUAACUGUAGCAAUAUUGUUUCUCCUUGUGUAUAAUAAAUAUUGACUGUUGUUUAAAUAAAUCAGAAUAAUGUGAUACAAAA